AUGACCGACGUCAAGCGAGACCCUUCGGUCGAAACCGAAAAGCGCGAAUAUACGCAUGCCGAACAAGGCUCUCAGUCGGAUGACUUUGACCCCAAAAAUAAACUACACUUGGCCGAAGGUAACACUAAUGCCAAGCUUUCCAACCCACUUGUCGGCAUUCCCCACGACAAGCUCGAGGAGCAGGCACUCGCAUUUGCCCAUUCGUAUGGCCUUUCCGAGCAUGCCGAUAUCAUCCGCAAGGGGGCACUUGUUGCCCAAGACCCAUUGGCUCACUCCAGAGGAAAAGGCGAACUACAACGUGAACAGACCCAUAGAUGGGACCAACCGAAGACACUAUACUACCUCGUAGUCCUCUGCUCCAUGGCGGCUGCUGUCCAAGGAAUGGACGAAACUGUCAUUAAUGGCGCAAACCUUUUCUGGCCAAGACAAUUUGGCCUCUUUCCUGAUGAACCUGGCAGAGGACGCGACCAGUGGCUGCUCGGACUAGUUGCUAGUGCUCCUUAUCUCUGCUGCGCUGUUUUGGGUUGCUGGCUUACUGACCCCAUGAAUCGCAUGUUUGGCCGCCGAGGCACCAUCUUUAUUACUGCCACUCUGUCCUGGUUGACUUGUUUCUGGCAAGGCGUUACUAACUCGUGGCCUCACCUUUUCGCCGCCCGAUUCGUUCUUGGACUUGGAGUUGGACCUAAAUCGAGUACCGUCCCGGUUUAUGCAGCCGAGUGCUCUCCUGCCCCUAUACGUGGUGCCCUUGUCAUGAUGUGGCAAAUGUGGACCGCAUUCGGUAUUAUGCUCGGGUUUGUUGCCGACUUGAUGUUCUACCAUGUCAAGGACACCCCCAACAUCACAGGUCUUAACUGGCGUCUUAUGUUAGGAAGUGCCGGUGUUCCAGCUCUUGCUAUCAUGGCUCAAGUUUAUUUCUGCCCCGAGUCUCCCCGUUGGCUAAUGGGAAAAGGCCGUUACCUGAAAGCAUUCGAAUCCCUAUGCCGCCUCCGUAAGACGAAGAUAAUGGCAGCUCGUGACUUCUAUUACAUCCACACCUUAUUAGUUGCCGAACAGGAGUUGAAGCCAUCUGGAAAGUGGCGCAUUGUCGAGCUCUUCACCAUCCCCCGCAACCGUCGUGCUGCUCUUGCGUCAUUCAUUGUCAUGUUUAUGCAACAAUUCUGCGGCAUCAACGUAAUUGCCUACUAUUCGAGUACCAUUUUCUCUCAGGCCGGGUUGGGUGAUAUCCAAUCUAUCCUUGGUUCUUGGGGCUUUGGGAUGCUUAACUUUGUCUUUGCCCUUCCUGCCGUGUAUACAAUCGAUACUUUUGGUCGCCGCUUUUUGUUGUUGACGACAUUCCCCGCAAUGUCAGCUUGCUUGCUCAUUACAGGCAUGGCGUUUUUUAUUGGCAACGAUCAUGCACGAACCGGGGUUGUUGCCGCCGGCAUGUAUGUAUUUACCAUAUUCUACUCGCCAGGAGAGGGACCUGUGCCAUUUACCUACUCCGCUGAGGCCUUCCCCUUGAACAUUCGUGAUUUCGGAAUGUCGUUCGCGACUGCCACUUGCUGGUUCUUCAAUUUCGUGGUAGCCAUCACAUUCCCUCGCCUUUUGGGCGCCUUUACUCCUCAGGGUGCCUUUGGGUGGUACGCCGCUUGGAACGCCAUUGGUUGGGUUCUCAUCCUCUUGUUUGUCCCCGAAACUAAGGCACUCUCGCUCGAAGAACUUGACCAAGUGUUCUCCGUCCCCACUCACACCCAUGCUGCAUACCAACUUCGUGAAGUGCCCAUCUGGUUCAAACGCAAAUUCUGCGCCAAGAUGUUAAGCGCCAACCUAAACUUUAUGAACAUGAAGACCUUGGCCCAAGGACUUAUGCGCCCCCGUCCACCUGAGCUAAAUCCAGAACCGGAUAUCUUUACCUCAACGUCCUUGAAGAAUUCCAAAGACAAAGAUACCCUAUUGAGGGGCAUCGGAUACCUGUGUGGCAUCCAAGUGGACGAUAACAAUGGCCCCAAAAGGCUCACACGUCAGGUAGCCAGGUCUCUUGGAGUUAACCCGCCAUUUGUUCAAGAAACAAAUGACUUUUUCACCGAGAAUAUUGCCACUACGACUGAGCGUGACACGAAUUAUGUCCACCAGGGUUGGUCCAUUGAUGCAACCUCAACAAUUUCUCCAUGGACUUUGUCACGUACUAUCACCCGAAAUGGGCCCAAUAAUAGCGGAGCCUGGAUUACGCGGCGGACUGUGAUCAAACGACUCAGCGUGCAAGUGUCAUUGACGGAUCUCGUUCCUACCUCAGAAUUCCAAGAUGAAAUUGAAGUGGCGCUGAGCCAGCCAACAGUUUUUCAGCAAUUCAGAGCGGUUUAUUGUACAUUUCACAAGUGGGGUGAUGUGGUACCAUUGGAAAUUGAUAUGGGUAUAUCUUUGACCUUCACUGAUCUUGAAUCCAAUAUAUCUCAACUUCCUGCUACUGCCAACUGGAGAGACACUUAUUACUUGAUGACGAUUCGAACUGGGCGUACAACUAGACAGGACGGUAAUAAUUCUGCGAAUUGGGGAAAAGAGGUGUGGCCAUCCAUGAGUUAUACAUCCCCGCUUACUUGGCGCCAGAUCAGAAUAACAAAAGUUGCACCUACGAUAGAACUUCUGCCACCCAAGAUUCAAGAACGACUCUUGGAGCUAUAUGCCAAGCGUUUAUCCUAUGUCCCAGCUAUCACGAUUGGGCCCGGAGAUAGUUCUAGCAAGACUUAUGAGGACACACCUCAUGCCACAAAGCAAAUAUCUAGCGUUACUGUCUAUACAUCUGACUGGAUCAGGAGCAUGAGAUUUACUUAUGCAGACAAAACAUGCUCUAUUAAGCACGAAGGAACUGAAGGGUAUGGGGCUGUGCAUGAAUUCAAGCUUGUAGAGGGGGAGUGUAUUACGGAAAUGAUAAUAUGGCACAGCCAACAGCAGUAUAUUGGAGGGCUUCAAUUCAUUACCAACCUAGGGAGGUGUUCUCCUCACCUUGGAGGGGGCGAGACUCAAGUCACGCCAACUAUAGCAAGAAGCAAAGGAGGAGUUUUGGUUGGUGUUAUCAGCCUAUUAAAGCGGCAUGAUUUGGGCUAUUUGUUUAGCAAGAUCCAGGCGAGUAAAGGCAUAUGGCGCCACGAUGUUUUCGAUAGAGUGCCAAAAGAGUGCGAUGUAUUUUCUGAUUAUUACGGUUCCAAGGACGGUCGACCCUUCAACGAUCGUAUUGUUGUACGGAACUCAGAUAUAGCUAUAUCCCAAAUCGAGGUAUGGAGCGCCGGGGUUAUUGAUAGCAUUCAGUUUACAUACGUUGACAGUAAAAACAAGGCAGGGAGCCGAAUUCUGUCCGAUAGACAUGGGGGUAUGGGAGGCUCUAAAAAGGCUCCGUUUGUUCUUGGUUCAGGAGAGCAUAUCUUCGGUAUCUCUGGAAGGCAUGACAACAGUCGAAUCACCCAACUAACAUUUAUAACAAAUCGGGGACGGACUAGCGAUGUAUUUGGAGUGGGACAAUCGACCGGAGAAUCUCAGUCUUUCUCAGUUUCUUCCCCUGAGGAUCAUGAAGGGAACCGCAUGAGGCUGCAGUACAUAUGUGGAAAAUGCGAUACGUUCCUUAAUGGGGUUGUGUUUGCUUGGACUCCCCUAUAA
Molecule: messenger RNA, 3627 nt
Organism: Rhizoctonia solani
Lineage: Eukaryota; Fungi; Basidiomycota; Agaricomycetes; Cantharellales; Ceratobasidiaceae
Product: Sugar (and other) transporter
Exons: 26
Coding region: 1-3627 (1208 amino acids)
Biological process (GO): transmembrane transport
Cellular component (GO): membrane
Molecular function (GO): myo-inositol:proton symporter activity
Source: RefSeq, a predicted model, not a curated record